Molecule: messenger RNA, 8703 nt
Organism: Coregonus sp. 'balchen'
Lineage: Eukaryota; Metazoa; Chordata; Actinopteri; Salmoniformes; Salmonidae
Source: the annotation of a GenBank genome assembly
AUCAAUGAGUUGAGCCAUGUUCAGAUCCCUAUCAUGUUGAUGCCUGAUGACUUCAAGGCCUACUCCAAGAUUAAGGUGGACAAUCACCUAUUCAACAAGUAAGUCUACACACAAACACUAAUCCAGCGUUUCCCAAACUAGGGGUAGUGACCUCAUGUGGGAUCGCCUGAUUUAAAAAUAGGGUCUCUAUCUUUUGAACGGUUUUAAGCUACAAAAUAUUAUGACCCUCAGGACUCUCAGGAACGCGUAUGUGUCUUCGGUUUCCCUCUACUAUUCCCACAAGCUGGGCACUGAGUGGGAAAGACCAGGCACUACAUCAGACUGAUCAUACAAAAUAAUUGCCUGAUGAUCUUCUGAACUUCCCAAUACGUUUUGGAUGCAUUUCAGUCACUUCAAACAUACUUCCUUCAGACUGAAAUACUGUAAGACUGAAAUACUGUCAGACUGGUUUGUAAUAGACUGUCAUAGUCCUGUUAGUAAACAUUGUCUGUUGAUUACAUAACUGUUUUUUACAUGUUGGGGUCGCAAACAUUCUUUUGAUAUCAAAAUGUGGUUGCGGGCCAAAAAAGUUUGCGAACCUCUGCACUAAUCUAACCGCGAUCUAAUGUUAAAUGUGUGUGUGUGUGUGUGUGUGUGUGUGUGUGUGUGUGUGUGCAGGGAGAACAUGCCGAGCCAUUUCAAGUUUAAGGAGUACUGUCCUUUGGUGUUCCGCAACCUCAGAGAGAGGUUUGGCAUCGACGACCAGGAUUUCCAGGUACACAGAGUGAACAUUUCCCUUCUCCUCUCACACCCUCUCUGUCUGUCUCCCUUCUUCUUUCACUCCCUCUCGGUCUGUCUCCCUUCUUCUCUCUCUCUGUCUGUCUCCCUUCUUCUCCCUCUCCCUCUCUGUCUGUCUCCUUUCCUAUCUGUCUCCCUUCUUCUUUCACUUCCUCUCUGUCUGUCUCCCUUCUCUCUCCCUCUCUUGUUAUUUCCAUUCUCCUCUCUCUCCUCUCUGUCUGUCUCCCUUCUCUCUCCCUCUCUGUCUGUCUCCCUUCUCUCUCUCUCCCUCUCUGUCUGUCUCCCUUCUUCUCUCUCUCCCUCUCUGUCUGUCUCCCUUCUUCUCUCUCUCCCUCUCUGUCUGUCUCCCUUCUUCUCUCUCUCCUCUCUGUCUGUCUCCCUUCUUCUCUCUCUCCCUCUCUGUCUGUCUCCUUCUUCUCUCUCUCCCUCUCUGUCUGUCUCCCUUCUCUCUCUCUCCCUCUCUGUCUGUCUCCUUCUCUCUCACCCUCUCUGUCUGUCUCCCUUCUUCUCUCUCUCCCUCUCUGUCUGUCUCCCUUCUUCUCUCUCUCCCUCUCUGUCUGUCUCCCUUCUUCUCUCUCUCCCUCUCUGUCUGUCUCCCUUCUUCUCUCUCUCCCUCUGUCUGUCUCCACUUCUUCUUCACUCCUCUCUCUGUUCUCCCUUCUUCUCUCACUCCCUCUCUGUCUGUCUCCCUUCUUCUUUCUCUCCCUCUCUGUCUGUCUCCCUUCUUCUCUCUCUCCCUCUCUGUCUGUCUCCCUUCUCCUCUCUCUCCCUCUCUGUCUCACUCCCUUCUUCUCUCUCUCCCUCUGUCUGUCUGUCUCCCUCAUCUUGCCCUUUCUUUCAUGUUUUAUCUUCAAGUUUCUCUCCUUUCUUUGUCUGCCUGCCUGCCUAAAGCUCUAUUCCCAGGGUAGUGUGUGUGUUCUGUGUUGGCAUUAUGGGAGGUCAUUGGUUCUGGUCCUCUGCAGCUGUCUCAUGUUUAUAUUACGGUGGAGGGGGAAGAACCACCCAUGGAGGAUGGAGGGGGCUAGAAAAGGGUGGGGUAGUUCUGGAUCCGGGGUGGCUCUGGAGGGCAUCAGCUGUGUGCCAGGAGGUAGGAGGGGUUCAGGGGGGGCAGGCGGGUGCCACAACCCCAGGGGAAGGAGGGGUGUCUGUCGACACUCACACACGGUGUUGCCGGUGUAGGGCUGGGCAGUUGGAGUCUGCAGUAGCAGGAUAAAAGGCCUUGGUGGCCUGCCUGACUACAGUAGUCUGACACUCACACAGUCCGCCUCUCUCUCCAUCUUUCUUCUCUCUCGCGCUCUCAUUCUCUGUAGAUUCAAACACUGUUUCCUAUUUUUACAGAAAUUAGUGAUUGACUCUUUUCUCUCUUGCUGUAGAACUCCCUGACCCGUGCGGCUCCGUUGAACAGUGAUGCCCAGGGUCGGAGUGGUGCUCGCUUCCACACCACCAACGACAAACGCUACGUCAUCAAAACCAUCACCAGCGAGGAUGUGGCCGAGAUGCACAACAUUUUCAAGAAGUACCACCAGGUAGAGACGCGCGCGCGCGCACACACACACACACACACACACACACACACACACACACACACACACACACACACACACACACACACACACACACACACACACACACACACACACACACACACACACACACACACACACACACACACACACACACACACACACACACAAGCAAGCAAGCCUAAAGAAGUGCCAAAGUGAGUCUUACACCCCCCCCUCCCCCCCUCCCAGUUCAUAGUAGAGUGUCAUGGCAACACGCUGCUGCCUCAGUUCCUGGGGAUGUACCGCCUCACGGUGGAUGGAGACGAGACCUACAUGAUCGUCACCAGGAACAUCUUCUCCCACCACCUCUCCGUCUACAAAAAAUAUGAUCUGAAGGUAGGUGGGGAGAUGGGGAGGGGGCAGGCAGGGCAGCAGUUGCAGGCUUACAAAAGGAAAUAAAUAAUAACAUGUCUGACAUCUUUCUGUCUGUCAGGGCUCCACUGUGGCCAGGGAGGCCAGCGACAAGGAGAAGGUACAGUAAUUUACACACACACAACCAGAUCCGGACCUAUACAUGGUGUGUUUAAUGUAUUUAUAUAGACACUGAUUGUGGAUUCUGAUUCCUGUCCACUCCCUGUACUAUAAAAGCCAUGUGUAGGGAGGGAGAGAGAGAGCUGUGUGUUCAGACCUGGUCAUUUAAACCAACACAGCUUCUGUCCAUUACCUACCUGACCAGCCCUUCUGUCUGGGGGGGGGGGUAUUCAAACCAUCCAUCCUUUUCUGUUAAGACCCCUGCCUAUACCUGCCCAUUUUACUCCACAUGCUAUUGCACGCUCUGUGUCUUCAGUUCAGUUUGCUCCAUCAGUUUACUACUGCUACAGCAGUCCCAUCUCUUCCCCUGCUUGCUGUCUGUGUGUGAGAGACUGAGGUGUGUGUGUUUUACGUUGCUGGAUUAUUUGAUCAGAUGCUGUUUGUUGUAUGAGGCGGUUUUCUGGUAAUGAGAGCAGACUUUCUCUGAGUGGGAAUUAUUGAAUGAAUGAUUCAGCCCAUAGCCAUACAUUGUAAAUAUAUGGCUUUGAUUCAGCCAAUGGCAGUUGUACAAACAGACCACAAGCUUUGUGAUUCUGCAACCUUCCCUGUCGGCAGGAACUUUCCCUGCAGUGUGGAAAAGAUUCUGAGUGUCACUGAGUGUGAUAUGGUAUGAACUGGCUUGUGAGACUGUGUGAACUUUGCAGCAUACUGUAUUUGGACGUUGUGUGUGUAGUCAGGUCAUCAUUUGACCCUGAAAGGCCGGAUCUUUCCUCUGGCGACUGUAGAAGCUCGGCCGGGUGGAACACCAGAACCAGCGGGGUGCUCUGAAUAUAGCCCUCUGAGGAAGAGAAUAGAGUUAAAUGGAAGUAGAGAAGCAGAUGAUUACACAGUACUCUCUCUCCUGUCAGCUGGUUUGUGAAAAUACGUGAUUAAAGUGACAAUACUUAUUGCUGACAGAUCAGCGAUAAGACUAGCCAAGAUAUGGAAGGACUUGAAUUGUUCAUUUUACUACAGCAACUACUACCACAAGAAUCUACUACUGCUUCUGCCGCCGCUGCUUUUACCACAUUUCCAGCGUUCACAGGCCUUCAAGUUGUGCUCUGUUUUGUCCCACAGGUUUAACAGACAAUGUACACGCGUGUAAACGGGCAUGCCUUGGCCUUAACAGACAAUGUACACGCGUGUAAACGGGCAUGCCUUGGCCAUCCACCAUCACUGUUCAAUUACAUGACUUGUGAAUUAAUUAAACGCCUUCUGACAUCGAGUGUAGUCACGUGUGUGUAUGUCCGGGCAUGAGUACAUGCACUCUCAUGUUCAGACUGGCUUUAGAAACACACAUUUCCUGCAUUUCCUAGGUUAUGUUGUGUAAUUCCAGUCUGGAUAAAUUGUGACUGAGAUGGAUCCAUAGACUGCUGUGUAUUUAUAAAUACUGGAGGGGUGAAUGAAGGUACAGUGUUGUUAGGUGGGGGUAAUGUGUAUAACAGUGGUAUGGUGUCACACACAAACAACAAGCACUCUUGACUGACUGCAUGCCCCCCCCCCUCUCUCUCUCUCUCUCUCUCUCUCUCUCUCUCUCUCGCUCUCGCUCUCUCUCUCGCUCUCUCUCGCUCACUAUCUCUCUCUCUCUCUCUCUCAUUUAUAUAUUUAUUUAAAUAUAUAUAUAUAUGUGUGUAUAUGUGUUCUCUGCAUGGUCCUGCAUCUCUAGGCUUGUUUCUCCAACACCCCGACCAACCUCACCAUGUGUGGAGACACCACUGUGUGCUGCAUGCUGUGGACUCACGUCCUACUGUCCUCACAUGGAACCUGGAUUUUUGUUUACGUAGCUUCAUUUGUUGAAUACUCUGCCAUGUGAGCUAGAUUGUUGAGAUAUGACGUCACUUCAAAUAUAUUCCACUUAGCAGACGCUUUGAUCCAAAGCGACUUGCGGUACAGUGAGAGCAUACAAUUUAGUUUGUGUAUGUGAUCCCUGCGGGAAUUGAACCUGCGACCUUGGCUUUUCUAGCAGCACUUGCCAGGCUGUACGCUCUUUAAGAAGCUCUCUCUCCUUGCCGCGCACUAAAGUAAUACAGUUUGUGUAUUUCUUAAACACUUUCCUUCCAACUUCCUUCCUUUCCCCGGCUCUCUCCUCUCCUCCUCCCUCCCUCGCUCCCCUCUUCUAGCAGCCACGCCCUCCUGAGGAUGCGCCCCCGCGGCCCAAAUCUAACGUUCAGCAAAGGCUGCAAACACUGCGGAUCGCCACGCGCUUUUACUGCGCCAUGAAACACGUAAGAGACGUAAGAAACAAGGCCAGGCAUGCUCUCUAUCUCUCUCUCUAUCUCUCUCUCUAUAUAUAUAUAUCUCUCUUUCGCUCUCUCUCCCUCUCUCUCUCUCGCUCUCUCUCUCUCUCUCUUUUCUCUCUCUCUCUCUCUCGCUCUCUCUCUCUCUCUCUCUCUCUAUAUAUAUAUAUCUCUAUAUAUAUAUCUCUCUCUCUCUUUCGCUCUCUGUCUGAUCAAUCGUAUUGUAGAACCAAGGCCAGUCAUACUCAAUCUAUCAGAUCAAUCGUUUCUCAUUUUAUUUUCAUAGCUUUUUUCAGAUUCAUGUAACGACGGAUACAGGACACCUGCAAUGGACUGACGUGUAGUAAAGAGAGAGACGGACCUGGCUUAUUCUGGAACACCUUUUCAUACUGCUGUUUUCUUCCCUUUGGCUCUCAACCAAUCACUUUCACUUCCUGUCCCUCUCAAAAACACACACAGAUGAUGCUGUACCUCAGGGAGUGUGUGUGUGUGUCUGAAAUGGCACCCUAUUCCCUAGAUAGUGCACUACACCCCCUGGCUUAAAGUAUUGCACUAUAUAGGGAAUAGGGUGCCUUUUACAGACGCAGCCUGUGUGUAGCUGAUACAGAUGACCAUUCAGUAUUGACGGGCAGAGAGAGACACAGACAGCUGUUGUCUGAGCACAGCACCACUGGGCUACAGUGGAUCACCACAUGGCUACAGUGGAUCACCACCUGGCUACAGUGGAUCACCACCUGGCCUCUCCUUCCUGACUACUAAUCACACUCCAGUUCUAUCACUACGUGUUUACAGUUUAGUCAUUUAGCAGACACUCUUAUCCAGAGCCACUUACAGUAGUGAGUCAUUUAGCAGACACUCUUAUCCAGAGCCACUUACAGUAGUGAGUCAUUUAGCAGACACUCUUAUCCAGAGCCACUUACAGUAGUGAGUCAUUUAGCAGACACUCUUAUCCAGAGCCACUUACAGUAGUGAGUCAUUUAGCAGACACUCUUAUCCAGAGCCACUUACAGUAGUGAGUCAUUUAGCAGACACUCUUAUCCAGAGCCACUUACAGUAGUGAGUCAUUUAGCAGACACUCUUAUCCAGAGCCACUUACAGUACUGGAGUGCAUACAUUUUCCUACUUUUCCGUACUGGUCCCCCGUGGGAAUCGAGCCCACAACCCUGGCGUUGCAAACGCCAUGCUCUACCAACUGAGCCACACGGGACCAUCAUCACACCAACCUGUUUCUUUUUAUUUACCUGGAGGUUUUGCUGUAUAUUUUGUGAUACUCCAGUUGGUGAUCUGGUGCAGUUCUCCUGUUCUCUCUCCCCAAGCUGAGGCAGUUUCACUAUCCAGCAUCACAUCCGAUGAGCGACAUCACUCACAUCCGAUGUGUCACAAACUUCCUGUAGUGCAUGUGAUGAUGGUGAUGCCCAUAGAGAUCAUAUAUGCAAUUCUAUGAUGAUGCUGUUCAAAAACGGACUUUGGUCACCUGACUGAAGGCCUCCUCCCCCCCCCCCCCCCCCCCCUCUCUCUCUCUCUCUCUCCGCCCCCCCCCCCCCCCCCCUCUCUCUCUCCUCUCCCCCCCCCCCCCCCCCCUCUCUCCCCUCUCCACCCCCUCCCCUCUCUCUUUCUCUUUUUCUAUCACUUUCUUGGCUGUUUUCAUCCUACUUCAUCUGUUCUGCUUCUCUACCAUAUCACCCCAGUCUACCUCUGAACCAUUAUGUGCAGUACCUUAUAUACUGCUUGUAUGGCCUUGUCUGUACUUACCUGAACUGAUAAUUGACCUAUUAGAGGGGUUGAUCAGGAAGAUGGGUGUUUGGGAAGAGAUUGAGGAUGCAUGGAUAGAAUGGGUGGCUGGAUAUCUGGAAUGUAUAUUAUUUUCAGGAUGCUGUCAGUCGUUGGUACUAGUGUGUCUACCUGCUGUUUGACUCUCCACAUUAUUACAACGUUCACCCAUUUGAGUGUGCAAGGGUGCCUCGGCCUUCACAGCAUUGUUUGUGGUCUGUGUGUUUGUUGCUAUAUGUAUGUGGGUUUGUGUCCAUCUGUGACAUAAUUCUGUGUGUGUAUCCAUUGCCGUGUGUUCGAUCUUGGCUCAGUGUGUGUGUGUGUGUGGCUGAUUUCCUGGUGCUGCUGUAGAAUUGCUUCUGUCAGCUCCCUGAGCAGAGCUGCUGCUGUGACCUCAUUUCCUGCUCACACCUUCCUCAGUGCCACAGAAUAAUGCCCCCUCCUGACUCACAUUACACACCAGCGCCCCCUCACAGACCACAGGCCACACAUGGUACUGCAGCCAGAUGGCCCAAUGGAAACUCACAUGCCCCAUAGAGCUCCCGCUGUCUGUUUCGAACUGCUGCUAUGUGGGUGUCACAGAAAAACAUGAUUCAUAUCACUUUAUUCAAUUAGUCAGUCAGUUAGAGGAUCAUUUUAAAGAGUGUAAAUUCUGGCUCUUUUUCUUAGUAGUGCAAAUAGCUAUAGAGUCCAGGUGUGUCCUCUGCUGUCCUGACUGUGUUUUGUCUGUGCGGGGCGUCAGGCCAAGGAGCUGCCCACCUACAAGGACAACGACUUCAUCAACGAUGGACAGAAGAUACACAUCGACGACGACAACAAGAAAAUGUUCCUGGAGAAACUACAUAAAGACGUGGAGGUGUGUGUGUUGUGUGUGUGUGGUUCUGUUAUUUCCUCUGAUGUGAGGGAGUGAAUACUUGGGUCUGGAUUCAUCCGGUCUCCCUCUUACCCAACAUGAUUUUCUCCUCUUUUUCUCUCUCCGUUAAUUUAUUCUGUGUGUCUACGCCCUCUCCCUCCCUCCCUCCCUCCCUCUCUCCCUCCAGUUCCUGGCCCAGUUGAAGCUGAUGGACUACAGUCUGCUGGUGGGGAUCCAUGACGUGGAGCGGGCUGAGCAGGAGGAGGUGGAGAGUGAGGACAACGAGGGGGACGAUGAAGGGGAGAGUGAUGGAGGAAUAGGCUCUCCCCCUGACUCCCCCAGUAACACCCUGGACAGCACCAAGCCCCUGUCCCCCGGGGAGUUUGACCCCACCAUAGACGUCUACGCCAUCAAGAGCAAUGACGGUGAGUGGAGAGAAAGGGAGAGAAGGACGGGUACAGGAGACUAAAAAUAAAAAGUUGGUCAGAAAUGCCAAAUAGAUGAGCAGUAUGGUUGACAGUCCUUGUAGCUCUCUGGUAUCCCUCAUGUUAUGUCAUUACAGAUAUAGGGAUUCUCUUGUGUGUCUGUGUGUUCAGGUGCUCCUAGGAAGGAGGUGUACUUCAUGGCGGUCAUUGACAUUCUGCAGCAUUACGAUGCCAAGAAGAAGGCCGCUCACGCUGCCAAGACCGUCAAACACGGAGUGAGUGAGUGAGUGAGUGAGUGAGUGAGUGAGUGAGUGAGUGAGUGAGUGAGUGAGUGAGUGAGUGAGUGAGUGAGUGAGCCUGCGCCUUGUUUGGUGUGAUUGUUGUGUGAUUGUGUUUCUUCCCUUGACUGACUGUCCUGCACCAUGUGUGUCUCCCCUGCAGGCAGGAGCUGAGAUCUCCACGGUGAACCCAGAGCAGUACUCCAAGAGGUUCUACGACUUCAUCACCACCAUUCUCUCAUAGCCUCCGGGAGUAGACGGGGGGGUUGAGAGUGGAGGUGGUUUUGA